UUUGAUCCACAGACGUCAAAAACAGAGAAUCGUCUCCUAAGAACUCGUCUCCGAAAGGCCACAGCAGAGAUGACGGCGCUUUACCACAAAGACUACGUGCUGGUGGAGUACGAGUUUCAGUACACCGGAAGAGAUGGGGAUCUAAUUUCCAUCAAGCCCAACGAGAGGUACAUCCUCCUGUCCAGGACUAAUGACCAUUGGUGGCACGUGCAACGGGAGGACAACACCAAGCCCUUUUAUGUUCCUGCCAAGUACGUCAAGGUGCUGUCCUCCCAAAAACAGCAAACUGUGGACCUCCAGCCUGCUCACGAGGACUUGACCUCCUUUGGUAGAAGGGAGCAAAAAACAGCUACCGAUAAUGCAAGUGAGCACGUCAGCGAUGGGCAGGUCACCUUACGCACUCACGCCAAUGUCAAAGCCCACGAGAACCGCAUGUCCACAUUUGGCAUCCCUCAGAACAUUCACAUUAACACGGGCCGGCACCGUUUGCCAAACGAGUCUGUCAUUGCACUGAAGUCUGUCACUUCUGACGCCAACCUGUCACCCUUUUGCUUGAAGGAGAAGGUACCCCAGGAGAGCAAGCCUUUCUCUGUUAAACGACACAGCCUCGAGCCCACCAUCCUCUCCGAGUCCAAAGAGCCCGUGGCCGAGCUGUACACACAGAGCGCCCGCGCCCGGUCAAGCUACAACCUGGAAUUUCCCCCCACGAUACAAGUGGCAGGCAGCGUUCGACCCUCCAGGUCCGCUGGCAGUCUGCUUUUUGAACAAGUGGACCGAAAUGCCAGCGUGCAGAAGGAAAAUCAGCCUCCCUUGGGGACCUCCAAAGUGGGAAAGGCGCGUGUCAGCUCGGAAAGGAUAUGCGAGGCAGAGAACAUUUACGAGACCAUCCCAGACGUGCUGGACCUGCCGGCCAAGAGGAAGUCGACUGCUAAGGCAAGGACAGCAAAAGAAAAUCCAAGCACUUCUGUGUAUGCAAAUGUGGAAGAUCUAAAACAGAAGGUUCCUCUUCCAUCCAAGACCCCUUUGUCUCCUGUGACCCGCAGGCACUUCUCAGAAACCUCUGAAUGGGAGGUGCACACUGACCGGCAGAGUGGUCAGGAAUUUUACUACAACCCGGGGACUGGUGUGACCACUUGGGACAAUCCUUUCAGUGAUCAAGAAGACCCCCCAGAGGAGCCACGAUCCCCUUCGCCUUCAGGCAGCUUGGUUUUUCCAACAUGGGAAAAAGUCCUUGACGAGGCGAGUGGACAGUAUUAUUUUUACAAUCCAGUGUCUGGCGAAACAUCUUGGGAUCCACCUGAGGAGGAAGGACCGGGACCUGUGCACGGAGGAAUGGAGGAGGAGCAGCAGAAGCCCUUUCAGAGGGACCAGCCGCCCCCACUUCCUGAGGAGGACUACCCCUUAAGUAAUGAAGAACCACCUGAAGCCAUUCCAGAGCAGGAGAAGCAGUCUCCAUCUUCUUUACGUGAGGAUCUGGGCUAUUCGUCAUUUAUGAAAGAUCGCAUACCUCAUGCGACAUUCACCGUGGACGCUCCUGACGGCUGGUCCUGCAGCAAAGGCGAGGAUGGAAAUCUCCAUUAUACCAAUGACUACACCCAGGAGCAGUGGGUGAAAUCAACUGAUGAGCGCGGACAGACGUACUUCUAUAGUGCAGACGGAACCAAAUCUGUGUGGAACUUACCUGAGAUUACACCACCACAGUCAAAAAUCGGAAAUGGGUAUGAAAUUGAAGGCGGCUCCAUCUUUAAGAAUUGGCGCCACACCAUCUUUACCUCCAUCUCACAGACGGCUCAAGAGGACAACAAGUUCUUCCCUGCACACAGGAGAAACACAUCUGAUCACCUCUACGAGGAGUACGGCUCUGGGAACUCUGCUGAAUUUACGCAUCAAGAGCAUAAAAGUAAGCAUAGGAGAAACGCAUCUGAUUUCACUGCACAGCUUGCUCUAGGACAGUCCAUGGAGAUCCUCCAACCUCAUUCCAAGACUCUGGAAAAAGCUGGCAUUCUGAACAAGACAAAAGUGUCAGACAGUGGAAAAAGGCAGAGGAAGAACUGGGCUUCCUCAUGGACUGUCCUACAGGGUGGGAUACUCACAUUUCAUAAAGAUCCAAAGACUCAGCCUACUGGCACCACGAAGCAGGUGUCAAGUCAAAUCGUGCCGGAGUUCACUGUGGAACUUCGGGGUGCUUCGACUUCCUGGGCAUCCAAAGAAAAGUCGAGCAAGAAGAACGUGAUUGAGCUGAGAACUCGGAAUGGUUGUGAAUACUUGAUACAACAUGACAAAGAGUCCAUCAUUGGAGACUGGUAUAAAGUGUUAGCAGAGACAAUCCGACAACUUGGCCAGGAUAACAAUUCCGAAGAAGAAGAAAAUGCGAAUGAUCCCUUUGGAAAUGAAAAGUCACCAAGUGCCGUGGACAAUGAUGAGAAAGACAGGAGAGGCCGCACAGCAAGAAACCAAAGCGUCUCGAGCAUUAAUGUGGAUCAAGAUCAAAAGAAGGUGCGCACAAAACUGAGAAAAUUCCUCCAGAGACGACCGACGUACCAGUCUGUGAAAGAAAAGGGCUACAUCAAAGAUCAAGUUUUUGGUUGCCAUCUAAAUGCGCUCUGCGAGAGGGAGAAUUCUACAGUGCCCAGCUUUGUGAAAAAGUGCAUAGAUGCAGUGGAGAAACGAGGUUUGGACAUUGAUGGAAUUUACCGGGUUAGUGGGAACCUGGCUGUCAUUCAGAAGUUACGCUAUAAAGUAGACCACGAGGAGAACCUUGACUUGAAUGAUGGGAAGUGGGAGGACAUCCAUGUUAUAACUGGAGCCCUUAAGCUUUUCUUCCGAGAGCUGCCAGAGCCCCUGUUUCCGUUUAGCCACUUUGAGAACUUUAUUGCUGCGGCUCAAAUCAGAGAUGCAGCCCAGAAAAGUCAAUAUAUGAGAGAACUGGUAAACUCUUUACCUCAGCCUAACCUCGACACAAUGAAGGCCUUGUUUGAACAUUUAAUAAGAGUUACUCAGUUUCGAGAAAAGAACCGCAUGUCGACGCAGAGUGUGGCCAUUGUCUUUGGACCCACACUUCUGAAAUCUGAAGAGGAUUCGAUCAACAUCACUCUUCACAUGGCUUGUCAGAACCAGAUUGUGGAGUACAUCCUCAAAGAAUAUGUAGAGAUUUUCCAGGACACAUGAACAAACCGGAACUGUCACGGUGUGAGAACUGCAGGUUAGGGAGAUGUUCUGGAAGACGAAUUGAGGCGCAGGUACGCCACAAACUGCUGAGCCGAUGACUGCGUUAUGGCAGUACGUGUGUGUAUAUAUAUAUAUAUAUAUAUUUGAAAUCAAUUUAUAGAAAAAUGUGAGUGCGGAUGUACGUGUAGUUCAUGGGAGUGCAUACGAGUACAACAUGGAUGACAGACAGGACAGUAAAUACACAAACUUGGCCUUUCUGCAGGACAUUCAAUGGAUGCGACACAGUUGUUGUUGCUUUUUUUUUUUAUCCAUGCAAUGUUUUAAAGAUAAUUUGUGUGUUUGUUCCCUUAAAACGUUUGCCACACGCACAUGUAACUUUUAAUAUUCUUGGAAGCAGUGGAUUCGUGAGAAGCGAGUGCCUAUUUGAAAGUGAGUGCGCUUGCAGGCUUGUAUGUGUGUGAACAGUUUGUAUGUGAUAACAUUUAAAGACACGCACCGUUUGUACAGUAGGCUUGUUGUAAAGGCAUUCCAAAAAAUAUUUACGUAGAUCUACAAAGAGCAUUACAUUUUUUUGCUUUCUCGCCCAUCGUGUUGGACGUUUGUGCCCAUUGACGAUUAUGUGCGCGUUUUGCAUGCCUUUGCACUUUUCCUUAAACCUUCAGGUGGCUUUCAUUACAAAUAAUGAUAAAGUAAUAAAUCCGGAAUCCCGGCAGUCUUCUGGAGACGUGUGGAACAGCAAGAGCCAGUAAGACGUCAGGAAUCAUGUUGCUGUGUGCCCUCCUGCUCUGCUCCAGUUCACCUUCACAUCCAUUUUGGAGACUCGCAUUGCUGCCGAUAAAUGAAGGACAUUCUGUACAUUGUGGAGUCUUCGUAAUCGGGUGUUAAUCGUGAGGGAAAUCUCACAUCCCACUCGGCCUUUAGGCAACGACGUGCGUGAAACUGACUUUUCAACAAGUGAUAUUCACUCCGACGCUCUUAUUUUUUAUUUUUUUGUACUUCAUCAAAGCACUAGUUUCAGUAAUUCAUUUUAAGUGACCUUUUUUUUUUUUUGGGGCAGGCCCAUUUUGGUUUUGUUUUUUUACUUCUGCUUUAGGGCAUUCCACAUAAUAAAAUCAUUUCCUUAUUUUUUUAAACAAACGUGCCUUGAUGCAAGUGUGUAGUCACGUGGACUGCGUUUGUCCUUCUCGGACUGUUGUUCCCCUUUAUUUGUAGAAACUGAACUUUCUUUUGGAUUCAAAAUGGCGGUUGAUUGGAGUUUAGAAAGCUGCCGUGGUGUUUGGGGGGGAAAUCGCAGGACUUUAGUGCCUGAGCAGCAAGUCGUCUCCUUUGUAGACCCUCUAAGUCGUGUUAAAGGGCCACGAAAAUCUUUAUAUGAACGAAGAAGGAUGAGACGUCCUCCCUGAAUCGCUUGAUUGUGAACUUUAUACCUGAGCUCAGUCGUCAGGUGCCACUUCGCGGGCUCGGGACUUGGUGACUGCUGUGUGCCUUCAGACGUGCGGAGGGGGGCCGCACUUUAACGUGGCUCUCGUGUCAUAGCUGUAGCGUUCCUCACAAACAACGCCUUGAGAUGACCUAUGAAGUGAAGAAUAAUGAAUCGGGAGGGCAUUACUCAAAUAUUCAUGAAAACCUAAAAGAACACACACUGGCCAUAUUGUACGUGACUAAGGGAAGCUUCCAGAAGCUGCUGACGAGCAGGUGGUCUCUGUCUGGUCAGGGCUGCUGCACACGGACACUCCAGUUAUAACCCCAAGCCAGCCCCCUUUGGUAAGGAGCUCCUGUGAUUGGCUGCUUUAAAGUGUGGUGCUCGAUAAGAUGGCACCCUCUCCUCGUUUUUGUGAACUCAAAGUCUAAAUCUUUGUAAGUCAGUGCAUCGUCAUUCAUUGAUUACUCCAAUUGACCCACACAGAAUAACACACUCAUCUGCUGUGUUUGAGAAUAUUCUAUCAAUGUUAAUUAAUGAAGUAAUUAAGGAGGAGGACUAAAGGAAUUCCACGGAGCGUACAUUUCUUUUGUGUUUUUCUGUGUAAUGUCAGCAUCCGCACAAAUCAACGUAACCGGUGAGCGGACCACCAAGCUGUCCAUUUGAGCUCAUUCUUCUCUAGAAUUAAACCGUCUCCUUAUUUAUAGAUCUAUGUGUAUAUAUAUAUAUAUAUAUAUAUAUAUAUAUAUAUAUAUAUAUAUAUAUAUAUAUCAUUCGCACUGCCGUUCAUUACCAAAGAAAGAAGGCCUUGUAGAACAUGAGUGCUGCACUCCAGCCACUUGCCAGUGUUACGCUAAUUCUGGGAUCUCGAGACCAAAGAUGUUCUUUCUCUCUCCUCCGAAAUAAAAUCCUCUCUAUACAUUUAUUUUAAGAAUGCCGUCAAACCUCUCAAAAAUACGUUUCCAUUGAGUAGCCACUUCACGUAAGGUCUGUAUGAGCCAAGAGAAGAGAGAGUGUGGGGGUCCACACCCGGUCCUUGGCUCUCGGACACGGGGGACGCCAUCUUGGACAAUUGCAGUGGUCUGGUGAAGUGCGUUUAACUGUGCGCUUGUUGUCAUCAUUUGAGCUCACACAGCUGGUCACGAUACGUGCUUAGUAAAGACAUUGAGAUGACGUCUGACUGGGGGGACUGCUCUGGGGGUCUGGCUGGCUGCAGAUGGACCACCCGCCCUUCAGACCUGAUAGCUCCUCUCAUCAGGAGGGGGUCCUCCGACACACACACACACGUCUUUUAUUACUGUGUCCUCUUCAUUCCUCCGUGACACGCUGGUAACACACAACACGUCUGCAGAUAUUACAACAAGAAAUCAGAAGCUGCUUGAGCUACCAUUAUUAAAAUGUUGGAGAAACUUCAAAGUGUUGUUUAAAAUGUACAGUUUCAAAAGGUGAAGAUAUAUUUUUAUUUUAAACAAAAUAUUGCAUAAUAUAUUAAUUCUAUUGUUUAUAUUAAUUGUAAUAUUUUAUUUUAUACAGCCAUUUAAGAAAAGAUUGGGGAUGCUUGUCCAGUUGUAUAUUUUAUGUUUUGGAACUGGUGUUAACAUAUAAUAAGAGAAUUUUUUGUAUAUUUAGGCAAUUUAAAGAUUUAUUGUGCAUAAAUAUGAAUAAACUUUUUUACUGUUA
Messenger RNA from Erpetoichthys calabaricus (reedfish), 6268 nucleotides. RefSeq names its product rho GTPase-activating protein 27-like. Gene Ontology annotation, molecular function: protein binding. NCBI's taxonomy places the organism in Eukaryota, Metazoa, Chordata, Cladistia, Polypteriformes, Polypteridae. The transcript has 18 exons. Gene Ontology annotation, cellular component: cytoplasm. Bases 70 to 3168 code for a protein of 1032 amino acids. The record is from RefSeq and is a predicted model, not a curated record. Gene Ontology annotation, biological process: signal transduction; regulation of GTPase activity.